This is a messenger RNA of Myzus persicae (green peach aphid), 3726 nucleotides long. Its product is annotated as solute carrier family 46 member 3-like. The record is from RefSeq and is a predicted model, not a curated record. Gene Ontology annotation, biological process: transmembrane transport. The transcript is spliced from 8 exons. Gene Ontology annotation, molecular function: transmembrane transporter activity. Gene Ontology annotation, cellular component: membrane. Bases 727 to 2418 code for a protein of 563 amino acids. Lineage: Eukaryota; Metazoa; Arthropoda; Insecta; Hemiptera; Aphididae.
CUUCCGCGGUGACUCGCGUGGAUAUACAAUAUUGUUUCCAUAGUAGUAUGGCGCGUAACUGCAGCCGCAAGUCGAACGUCGAUCGGCGACCGUGGUACACAUGCACAUAACGCGUUUACGAUACGACACUAUUGUUAUACCGCGAUGACCAACGAUCGAUGACACAUAUAUGUAUAUAUUUUAAUCUCGUAUAUUAUAUUCCACGCGCGACGCGAGUGUUAGUCAGUUGUACAAGAGCACCUCUCGGGGAUACGAAAAACGUACCUAUUUAUACCGGCUCGAUUGCACGAUAUCGUAUACAUUUCGAGACGUCGUCGUCCAACGAGCAAUACGGUAAUAUUUAAUGCCACGCUGUGCACCGGCCACAAAUAGUCCGUGGUUAUAUCACUAUUUUGUGAGCACAAGUAUCAUACGAGAGUGACAUAUUCGUGACAACUCGGCUCAUUCAAUUCGUCAUUUAAGAAUACGGUAUCGUUGUACUCCCGCUGCAGCGUUCGAUUGAUGAAUACAAUUGUUUCAAACCAUGUCAUAAGCCGCGAUUGACUUUUCCAGAUUUCGGAAUCUAUUACUGCACCAUCGUGUACCGGGCAAAUCGUCGUGAUUUCGGACGAGAGAUAUUCGGACGAUAUGUUUGAGUCCAGACUCCAAGUGUACUUUGCUGUCGGACAUAUUCAAUUCAACCCAUAGCAACGUUUGAGCACUGUCCCUGAUAUUCCCGAAAACACAAUGACCUACGACACUAGCGGGGUAAAACGCGAGAAGCAGUCGCCGCCGGAAGACAACCACGAAUCAUGGCAGGCCAUGAGCAUCAUGUCAAAAGCCAAGUUUAUGCUGAAACACUGUACGGUGGAGCCUAUGUUGGGUUGCUAUAUAGUGUCCAGCGUGCUGGCGUCACUCGCCACUCAGAAUCUGAACUUGCAGAAGGCGUGCAGGGUGAACCUCCGUCUGGACAACGCCACGUGCUCUGCGCUGGAGAGUCGGACGAUGGACAACUACACGAAGGAAGACGAGGUGGUGGUUCAAGAGCUUGUGGCUGAUAUGAUAAUAUGGAAGACGAUUGUGCAAAGCAGCAUACCGUCGGUGCUGAUAAUAUUCAUCGGGUCGUGGAGCGACCGGAACCACAAGCGGAAGCCGUGCAUGCUGAUACCAAUUAUCGGUGAAUUCCUCACCAGCAUCGGCCUGUUGGUCUGUACUUACUACUUUUACGAUCUCCCGAUGGAGGUGGCCGGGCUCGUGGAGUCCGUACCGCCGGCUAUGACUGGCGGAUGGAUGACCAUGUUCAUGGCCGUGUUCAGCUAUGUCGGAGACGUGACUACGGUGAAAAUGCGCACGUUAAGAAUCGGUAUAGUGAACGUUUUCUGUUCUGUAGGUGUGCCCAUUGGUACCGCAUUAUCUGGUGUACUGUUCCGAGAACUUGGAUUUUAUGGCGUAUACAUCAUAGCCACAGUAUUGUACAUAUUUGCUUUUGUAUAUGGCAUGGUUUUCAUCAAAGAAACGAAACCAGAGAUCAGUAUUGAGAGCAAAGAGCCACCAAGGGACACGUCCUGUGUGGAUUUCCUCAGAGAUUUUUUCAGCCUGAGUCAUAUUAAAGAGGCCGUUCGAGUAACAUUUAAAGAAGGACAAUACAACCGAAGACUAAGAAUUAUUGCUUUAAUGGUUGUCGUCAUUGUCGUAAUGGGCCCUUUGCACGGUGAAAUGUCCGUGAUGUAUCUGUUUACACGUGUAAGAUUCAAUUGGGACGAAGUGAACUACAGUAUGUUUUCCACGUAUUCGAUGAUUACUAAUCUUGUAGGUACAAUGUUUUCGGUCGGGGUAUUCAGUCACAUGUUGCAAAUCGACGACGCCUUAAUCGGAGUUAUAUCAUGUAUGAGCAAAAUAUUGGCCGGAUUUGUUUACGCGUUUGCCACAACGGAUUUUGUAUUUUAUUUGGCACCACUUGUUGACAUUGUAAACGGCACGUCAUUUAUCGCUAUGAGAUCGAUUAUUUCCAAACUCGUACCGCCAGAUGAACUAGGCAAGGUAAACUCGCUCUUUGGCGUAUGUGAAGCUCUGGUGCCCCUAAUUUACGGACCAAUGUAUAGCGCUGUGUACAAGGCCACGCUGAAGACGGUUCCUGGAGCGUUUUUCUUACUCGGUGGCGCAUUAACUGCUCCCGCAGCUCUCAUAUUUCUAUGGAUGUACAACGAACAUAAAAAGGAAAAGAGAGAAAAAGAAGCAGAGAUCAGAGAUGAAGAAAAGAAAUCUGAGGCACUGAAGAAAAAAAAUAGUUUGGACUUCAGGAUAUCCUCUCACGACUUCGACUUGAAAACUAUAUUAGAUAGGCGGACACAGACUCACAGAGGUUCGGGACAAUUUUCAAGUCUAGGAUUGGACAACAUAGCGUUCCAGAUGGAAGAAGGAACCACCAAAGGCAAAUAAUCCUAACGAUUUUCAAUAUAGGAUUCAAUGAUUGAAUAUUUUUUAUUUCUAUUGUCAUUAAGUCACAAUUUCGUUCAUUCGUAUCGUGAGUAACAUGUGUACAUAAGUUAAGACGUCCUUGAAAAUUAACUGUACAAUAACUCUGUCUCAAAAUCAAUAACUUAAUGUCCAUAUUAUGAUAUUUAAUUUAUGUUUGUAAAUUAGUAUCGUCAUGGUUGAAAUCAAAUAUCUUCGUAUACGUUUAUCGUUUUUCCGUAUAUGGGAAAUUCAGCGUUAGCUUGUGGAACUAUUUUCCUUUGAAAUAUGACUAUUGUUUUUCUAGGUUUGAAGUAGCAUAUUAUUAUGAGUACAUACUUGUAAUCAUAGCUAAUAGUCACCUGCGUUCGGCUAAAUGAUUACUCACUGACCACUAUCCAAACAAAAAUGUUGUAUACAAUAUAUAAUGCUAUAUAAUAUAUAUAUAUAUAUAUACUGUUAAUAAUUAUUUAGUUAGGCGAGUGUUAUAAUGUUUACUAUUUAUAGUAUAAUAUUGUCUUAAAGACAUAAAAUACAGUUUUCCUAAUUUUUCCUGACAGACUUAAAUAUCUAAAUUUUAAGUUGCCCAUCUUUGUACAUGUAAAUAUACAUAAAUAUAUAAAUAUUCACCCGUAUACAUAAUAUUAUAUAUUAGUUAUGUCUUAUGUAUUAUAAUAUAUUUUCAUCCCGAGGUAUUAAAAAUAAUUGAACUAUAUUGGUUCGGUUAAACAGCAUAGAUUUAAGACCAUUAACAUAGUUUUUAUUAUUUUUUUUUUUUUGUUAAUGUUAAUUAUUAUAAAUUUAAUAUAUGUUUAUCAUGUGUUACGUGUAAGGAAAUUAAGCGACAAUAGUUUGAAUAUUUUAAAUACCAUUAUUUUUCAAUCGAUCAAUACAGAUUAAAUUUAAAUAUGUUAGGUACUUACUACUCAGCAAAAAAAAAAAAUGAUCUAUAUCAAAAUAUUUUUAAGUAUGUAAUAAUCAUAGAAAUAAUUUUGUGUAUUCUCAAUUUGCCGAAUACCAUUUUUCAAAAAGAAAAAUACCAAUAACUGAAUAUGGACUCCAAAGUACGAAUAUUACAUUAUUAUUAAUUCUGUAAGACAACUUAUCAGUAUAUUAUAUUAAGCAUAAAAAUGUAGGAAAGAAUUACAGUUAUAGAAUAGUAAUUUGAAAAUUGUAUAGAUGUACAUACUAAUAUUAUUGUAUAACCAUAAAUAUUAAAAUGUAUUUUUAUUUAAGAAGACAUAUACCUAUACCUUAGUGAUCAUAAAUAAACUUGUUGAUAUCAAAAUGAAA